UGACCUUUAAAUAACAUUUUUGCAUGUCAUCAAAUUCAAAGCGAAUAUUGAAUAUUGGUCUGUGUGGUGUCGGUGAAUACCGUUCAUGUUCAUUUUGUAGAUGUAAUUAAAAUACAAUUGCGAUGACAUUUUGUAGUUAUGCGUGUUGUUGUUGUUGUUGUUUCAAAUGGAAACGUCAGAAAAAUGUUGUGUUUGUUCUUGUAUGAAUGCCGCACAUGUUUUGUUACAAUUAAAGAUUAUUUCAAUUCAUGCGAUGAAAUUCCUUCAUUUUGUACGCAUUUUUAUAUGCACUGAUGGGUCACCGAUGCGAUUCGAUAUUAUUCGUUGAAAUCCAAAUUGUUUUGUAGUGGACGGAAGGAUAUUCCAAUUUUGCAACUGCGUUUCUCCGGCAAAAACAUCUGUUCUAUUUUCGAUUUUAUAUCUUCAUCUUGUUGUGAAAUUACAUUUUUGAAAUACACACAACAUUAUAUUGACUAGCCGCAUUCUAAAAAUAUCACAAUCCGAGGCAUGUGCUCGGUUGUCUGUAGCCAAUUUGUUUUGUCUGGUCAGCUCAUAAGCCGAUAUUUCCGAACGCAUCCGAUUGUUAAAAUAUUCAGUUCAUAUUGUCGGUCCACAUAACAAUUUUCAGAGAUAUGAUAUUGGUCACUGAAAAUUGCCAUCAUUUAUUGAACCAAAGAAGAAAGAAUCAUUUCGAAGAAAAGCGGAUGAAUGAUUUAAAGAACACAAAAGCCAGCCGCUGAUUUUCUUUACCUAAGUGAAGACACCGGUAGUUGAAUUUGUUUAAAGAAGCUUGUCAUCAUCGAGAAGAAGAAAUUAGAAACAGCAGAAGAAGAACAAAAUGUUGGAAAACUGGCAAAAAGUGUCUUUUCUGUUGUGUAUCUAUGGAUUUGUACGUGAGUUACGUCCAUCGGAGCCGUUUGCUGUGGAAUUUUUCAUCAAUUACCGGAACGUCACCAACGAUGAAUUGACAAAUUACUAUUUUCCCCUCGGUACCUAUUCGUAUAUGUUGCAGUUGAUUGUCACUUUCUUAAUUACCGAUAUAAUGAGAUACAAGCCGAUUAUAGUGUUUGCUGCAUUCAUGGGAAUGUUGUUGUUCGGUUUGUUGGCAUGGACAUCAAAAGAUUUCAUCCCCAUUGCGCAAGUAUCGUACGGAACGUUCAUGGCUUGCGAAAUUGCCUACUACACAUAUAUUUAUGCAAAAGUGGAACGCUCCAAAUAUCAAUUAGUGACGGGGCACACGCGAGCUUCAAUUCUCACUGGCCGAUUUAUCGGCUCCGUACUCUCACAAUUGCUCAUCUCAUUUGGUUUGAUGAAUUACGAGGAAUUAAAUUACAUUUCGUUCGGAUCUCAAUGUGUUUCGCUGAUAUUUGCGCUUCUGUUGCCGUCAGUAAGUGUUAGUUUGUAUUUUUAUUCGAACACAGGCGAGAAUGUGAAUGCGAAUGCGAAUGGAAAUGGAAAUGUUAAUUGUCACGUAAAUCUUGCGCAUACAAAUGAUGAUGUGGAUGAAAAGCAUUUGAUGAAAAUGUCAGCCAUGAAUGGCGACGACGGUGGUGACGGCGUCAAAAACCGUGACUGUGAUUCGAGCACCAUCAAAAAAUCGAAUUCCAAACCAAAUUGCGAUGCAAGCAGAGGCGAAAUGCCAGCAACAUUUUCAUUAACAUUGGCAAUCCAGCGAAUUGUCAACCACAUAAGAACAUCAUACACGAAUACGACCGUGAUUCAGUGGAGCAUUUUGUGGGCGAUGUCAAUGUGUGGAUUUCUGCAAGUUCAAUCGUACAUUCAGCCGUUGUGGAAAGAAAUCGAUCCGGCGGAAACGGUGCUAUACAACGGAGCAGUGGAAGCGUUAAUCACACUCCUGGGAGCGAUAGCAGCAUUUAUGGCCGGUUUCUUAAAUAGCAAAAGUUUCAAUCGAUAUGAAAUUUGGAUUUUAACCAUUUUAAUGCUUGUCGAAGGCAGUUUACUUUUGUGGGCCGCACUAACAACAUCUUUAUGGUGUUGUUACGGUAUGUACGUGAUAUUCGGUAUGAUUUAUCAAUUUAUGAUCACCGUCGCCAGUGCGUCGGUUGCAAAGAAAUUGCAUGAAGAAUGCUUUGCCCUGAUAUUUGGCAUAAAUACACUAAUCGCAUUGAUUUUACAAUCAUUGCUUACCUUCAUUGUGAUCACCAAAUACAAUCUGAUGCUACGUACUCAAUAUCAACUCUAUUCGUACGUAUUUUUUACGCUGGCAACGAUUUAUGGUGUGACGGGUGUCGUCAAACUCCUUUUCCAACGGAGAAAAUCUUAUUCACUCAAGUGUUAGCUGUUAGCUUAUGAUCAUCUACUUAGCCAUUUUCGUAUUUGGGAUAUUGAUUUUCGAAUAUCUAUCCAUUGAACCAUUACAUUUGUGAAGAAAUAUCACACACAUGUGUGUAUGUGUGAGAAAGAGAUAUUAGAUAUAUAUAUAUAUGUAUAUAAUACCAAAUCUUCUGAAUCGGAUUGAGAUGAAUUUCAAUCAAAAUUUGAUUGUAAAUGCCUCAAAAACAAAUGAACGAAGGAAAAAAAACACAUAUAAAAGACACAAUCAAAAUCGAUGUUCGAUAAGUAUAAAUCAUUUUACACAUCAAAUUUGUUUUAUAUAUAGUAUAUUAACUUCGGUUUUUGUAUCAAUAAGAAAAGGAAGAAGAAGAAAGAUUGAACCACUGGAAAUAAAAUAGAAGAGAAAAAUGAAAAAAAAUGACAAGAAAA
Sitodiplosis mosellana (orange wheat blossom midge) is the source of this 2724-nucleotide messenger RNA. Its product is annotated as folate-like transporter 3. Gene Ontology annotation, biological process: vitamin transport; transmembrane transport. Gene Ontology annotation, cellular component: plasma membrane. Gene Ontology annotation, molecular function: vitamin transmembrane transporter activity. NCBI's taxonomy places the organism in Eukaryota, Metazoa, Arthropoda, Insecta, Diptera, Cecidomyiidae. The coding region runs from base 839 to 2299 and encodes 486 amino acids. The transcript is spliced from 6 exons. The record is from RefSeq and is a predicted model, not a curated record.